Molecule: messenger RNA, 1791 nt
Organism: Striga asiatica
Lineage: Eukaryota; Viridiplantae; Streptophyta; Magnoliopsida; Lamiales; Orobanchaceae
Source: the annotation of a GenBank genome assembly
GUAAUAUUUCAAAAUCUGUCACCACACCCCAUAAAAAACGCACUAAUCACAUCAAUUCUGAUUUUUGACCGUUGAGAGCCCUAUAACCAUUUCCAAGCCGCAAAAAUGGUGACUAUGGACAAUAUACCGCCGGAAAACAUCGCCGCCGACGGAGAACAAUCGAAACAGCACACUAUGGAGCAAAAGGGUCUUUCCGACCACAAUAAGUCGGCGUACGAGCUCACGAGAGAAGAAAGGAUAAAGGAAAAUCGAGAGAGAAUGCAGAAGCUAGGGCUUGUCGACCUUUCCCUUAAACUCAAUGCUCUCAAGUCCACUCCAAAGCGAGCUUAUCAGAGAAAAUACCCACUGGACCAGUCUCCUUUGCCUCCUCCUGGCCCCAUCCGGCGCUCGUCCAGGCUUCAGAUGAUUGAUACGGUUAAUGUAACUGGGAAAGCGUGCCGUUUUGUGGGUUUUGGAUCUUGUUCACUGUCGUGUAGCGAUUUUUGUUAUCUAUUGUAUUUUAUUCGUUUGCCGGGAAUUUCGACUGAGUACUUAUCUCAGCAAGGAUUUAGCUUCUUAGCGCUACAUAACUCAACUCCUGUUAGCUACUGUGAAGUGCGUGUGACACAGAAAGAAAAGCCCUUACAUGGCAAGGACUUUCUGAGAGAAGAAGGAUCAAAACCUGAACUUUACACCGAAGAACACGAAAAAUUGCUGGGAAGCUCUGAAAAAAGUUGGACUCUUUUUGUCGAUGGAUAUGGGAAAGAUGGAAAGCGAAUUUAUGAUCCGGUUAAGGGGAAAACGUGCCAUCAAUGCAGGCAAAAAACUCUAGGUUUUCGUACGCACUGCAGCAAAUGCAGCAUGGUUCAAGGGCAGUUCUGUGGCGAUUGCUUAUACAUGAGAUAUGGGGAGAAUGUGCUCGAAGCCAAUGAAAAUCCAAACUGGAUUUGCCCAGUUUGCCGUGGGAUUUGCAACUGCAGUUUGUGCCGGCAGGCAAAAGGGUGGGCCCCAACUGGGAUUCUUUACCGAAAGAUUUCAAGUCUUGGCUACAAAUCCGUGGCGCAUUAUCUCAUCCAAACGCGUCAUUCGGACACCGUUUCAGACAAAAAUGCAGUCGUCACAUCAGCAAAGAGGUCUCUGCCCUUUUCAGACGUUGAGGAAACUAAAGUCGAAAGUGCCCUUAACACAAUGGCUGAUUUUUUGGUCACUCGUGAGCCAGAGGAGAAUGGCGGCACAGAGAUGAAAAUUACGGAAGAGCCCUUGAAUGAUCAUCAGCCUUUGCUAACCGAGCCCAAUGAAUGCCUUAAAGAUACAAUACCUCCUAAAUCUCUUGAGAAGAAAGGCAAGGAUAGUGAAAUCGGGUAUGAUCUUUCUGAACGCGAAAAAAGUGCAAAAAGUGGAGAUAAAUCGUAUAAGCUUGCUGAUGUGGACAGUAUUGCCAGUCGACUGAAAAUGCGAAGAAGGGCUUAAAAGAUUAAGGGAUGAUAUACUUUUUGAUCAACCUCUCUAUAAAUGCUGCACGAAUCCUUCUGUAAGGUAAAAAGGUAAUAUUUUUGGGAACCCAUUCGAAAAAAAAAGAAAAUACUAUUCGUGCUUAGAAGGUUAUUUUGACAUGUGACGUUUAGAAUGCGCGGUUUUUAGACUUUCUCGAGAAAGUCCGUAUUUGAAAGGCCUAAUUCAGACAAUUCCAAAAGUGCAGUUGCACAUGAACAUCUUUUAGUCCCAGGAUUAGUUGCUGUAUUUGCACAUGUAAUGUUUUAGCAUGUUUGUUGAUGAUAUAUUGUCUGCUUUGUCCGUUUCAUAAUAGACUGG